GCGAGGUACUUCGUGAUCAAGUCCUACACGGAGGACGACGUGCACAAGUCAUUGAAGUAUGAGAUAUGGUCCUCCACCGAGCCUGGGAACAAGCGUCUCGACCGGGCAUUUAAGGAGUCUGCCGGGCGAGGGCCGAUAUACCUCUUCUUCUCCGUCAACGCUUCAGGCCACUUCUGCGGUGUCGCGGAGAUGCUUACCCCACUGGACUAUACCAGGAGCUCGACGGUGUGGGCACAGGAUAAGUGGAAGGGUGUGUUCAAGGUCAGGUGGAUCUUUGUAAGGGACGUGCCGAACUCGGUCUUGAGGCAUAUCAAGUUGAACAAUACCCAGGAGAAGAAGCCGGUAACCAAUUCGAGGGAUACCCAGGAGCUUCUUCAAGAUGCAGGACAGGAGAUGCUUCGUAUCUUCCUCACGCAUCCAGCGAGGACGAGCUUGCUGCAGGAUUUCAUUUACUAUGAGGUAGGCGAGUCCUCUAUUUGA
Dacryopinax primogenitus is the source of this 480-nucleotide messenger RNA. Its product is annotated as YTH-domain-containing protein. Gene Ontology annotation, molecular function: mRNA binding; N6-methyladenosine-containing RNA reader activity. The transcript is spliced from 2 exons. The annotation marks the transcript as partial. Gene Ontology annotation, cellular component: cytoplasm. Gene Ontology annotation, biological process: mRNA destabilization. The record is from RefSeq and is a predicted model, not a curated record. NCBI's taxonomy places the organism in Eukaryota, Fungi, Basidiomycota, Dacrymycetes, Dacrymycetales, Dacrymycetaceae.